CUAGGAGCGACAGCGAUACACAAGAAUACCUAAUCUGCCCUAGAUGCUAACGACGAACUUCAAGAUCAUGAUUGUAUUUCGCCGCCUGCGGAGGUAUUUCUUGGGCAUGCGCUCUCAUAGCAACCGCGAAUAUUCCUUGCAUCAUGGGAUGGAUAAGCGACACCCCUGUGCAGCAUGUCACUUAUAAGGCCAAGUUUACCAUCUCUUCCCUUCACCUUCUUCCACUCUUUUCUUUGCCAGUCAAGACAGGUUCUUGCUAGAUCCAAGCUUUUUUCCUUUUCCUUCAUUCUUGUAGGACGUUUCUUUUUCACUGGAGUGUUCCUGUUUAUCCCCUGCAUUUCCUAGCCGCGGGCGUUCUCAUUCGUUUAAUCUUGCGGUCAUAUUUUUCUACAACAUGAUCUCUUCAAAGACCCUUUUCCUCGCGCUUGGCUCGCUUUCCGUAUCUUCCUUGGCUCUGCCCAUUUUUCGUCGAGAGGUGCCUCAGGAGCAUUCUCACGAACAGUUCCUAACUACUGUCGGGGCAAGUCUGGCGCUUAAUAAUCCUGACAACAUUCAAGACCCAGUAUUUGGUCUUUUGGGUAACGCUGCUGCCAUCGCCGGAGCGGGGAACAUCGCUGAUGCGACAUGUCUCCAACAAGCCACCGCUGACCAAGCCUUCACGAACGCGAAGGCUGCGGGAGAUGUCGACGGGAUGGUUGCUGCGUUGAUCUACCGAGCUUUGGAGAGGAAUUCAGGCUCCGUCGGUGCGACUACUGACGCGUGCACCAGUAUCCAAGCCGUGAACCCCGAAAUCGCUGCCAUUCAACAACACCAGGACCCCGCUUCAGACAAUGCUGCAGCCGUGAACAAAGCUAUUGUCCUGGAACUGGCAAAGCAGAUCGCUGCUGUCGGCGGUGACCCACAGGAUGCCCUUAAAUCUGGCACUUUCGCGCCUGGUCAGAUCGGAGAUCCGACUGCUGCUGGCAACACCUGCGACGACGCCAACGAUGCUACCGGCUGUAUCUUCACCCAGAAUCUGUUGGUUGAAGACGCUACUGCUGAUGAAAUUGACGCUGCGGUUGCGGGGGUCAGCGCGAGUGGCGCCACUGACAAUUCGAGCAACAGUAAUGCUGCUGAUGCCUCUUCGUCUGUUGAUUCUGCCACAGCUACAGCAGAUGCUACAUCCGCGACUGUCACCGUCUCAGCAGGCUCUGACUCCGCCGCUACUGCAUCCGUCGCUGCAGUAGCUACCUCUAUAGCCGCUGCUACGACCGGCGGUAAUCUGCAGACCUUUACUGGAGCUCUCGGGGGUGCAGCUGCACCUGCUGUGACAGCAGGUGGCCGAGGAUUUGUGGUUCAAGGCUCCGACUCUUUCCUCAACGUUGGUGCUGCUCUCACCAGGUCGUGCGACAUCCAGCAUAAUGCUUGUGCCAACGUCGCAAAUAGCGGAGGUGCCAGUAUUAGCGUAAGUGACUGUGAUGCGCAAGAUACCCAGUGCAAGGCGGCGGCAGCAUAGGCGUUGAGGCCAUUUCAGAAGUCUCUUUUAUCUUCCAAUUUUGUGCUUGCGUUCUAGCAUACCCCGGCAAUAAAUUAGUGGUGAUUUCUUUUCGUUCCAAGCGUAAGCCUGAAGUUCUUUGUACUACAACGGCAACCACCUUUAACGAAAUCCCUGAGGAGCGUACGGUAGUAUGUCGGAAUCAGGGGCAGAGACUCCACGCACAGCUUUGAGAUUUCGUUGACGACGAAGACGCUUUGU
Molecule: messenger RNA, 1735 nt
Organism: Desarmillaria tabescens
Lineage: Eukaryota; Fungi; Basidiomycota; Agaricomycetes; Agaricales; Physalacriaceae
Exons: 9
Coding region: 395-1495 (366 amino acids)
Source: RefSeq, a predicted model, not a curated record